Messenger RNA from Arachis duranensis, 555 nucleotides. Its product is annotated as protein MAIN-LIKE 2-like. Bases 1 to 555 code for a protein of 184 amino acids. The record is from RefSeq and is a predicted model, not a curated record. The transcript has 2 exons. NCBI's taxonomy places the organism in Eukaryota, Viridiplantae, Streptophyta, Magnoliopsida, Fabales, Fabaceae.
AUGACAUUGGAAGAUGUUGCUCAUAUAUUUGGCCUACCCAUUGAUGGAGAGCCUAUGAGUGGAUGGACAGAUAGUAGUGGCGACUUCUUGCAGAACCAGAGCAUCGCGAUAUUCGGUCGUGAACCAGGAGUCAGUCAUUCUUCGAAAUCCUAUAUGAAGCUGACUUGGGUUCGACGUAUCAGAGACGCAGAGCCAUUGGACAAUAAGGAGUCCAUUAGGAGAUACGUCAGAUGUCAGAUCUUCUGUUUGUUAGGGUCGACCCUAUUCACGGAUAAGUCAACCGCAUACGCCCACGCGAAGUAUCUACCGUUGCUUUUCGAUUUCAUGCGGAUCCAUACUUAUAGUUGGGAGUCAGCAUGUCUCGUACAUCUUUACAGAGCAUUAUUCCGUGCACCACGAUAUGAUAGAAAGGAGAUGGAUGGACCUCUUAAUCUAUUGUUUGUUUGGGCAUGGGAGCGAAUGCCAUGUAUUGCACUCGUACUGAGACAAACCCUUCAACUGGCUGAGAUACCAGUUGCCAUGAGGUGGAGUCAUUCGAAACGGACCACAGCGUAG